CAAGUCAAAGCAAACAUGCAGAAAUUCACAUUAAACACGAGUCAUCAGGGACCGACUCACACUUUGACCCCGCCGUCAAUACCACCACCCCCUCACAGAGACACAGAGACAGAUACAGAGACGGGGACGGAGACGGAGAGACAGACUGAGGACGGACUAUUACGGUUCUGUUUGCUGCAGAUCUGGAUCAUGGUGGAACCGACUGUGAAACCAGCUGCUGUUCUGCUGCUGCUUCUGCUGCACGACUGUCUGGCAGAACAUGUCUUCCUGGACAGCCAGGUGGCGUCUCAGGUGUUGGUGAGGAACCCUCGGGCCAAUAAGCUGUUUGAGGAGCUGAAACCAGGUAACCUGGAGAGAGAGUGUGUGGAGGAAAUCUGCGACCACGAAGAAGCCAGAGAGGUUUUCGAACAGCCGGACAAAACAGAGGACUUCUGGGAGAAAUAUCAGGACUGUCAUGGAACUCAGCUACCGAGGACACAAGACAACAUCAUCAUCAUCAGGCAGUGUACAGGAGGUCACUGUAUUUCCGGUAUAGGUGUGAAAUAUGAAGGAGAAAUCAACAUCACACAGUCAGGGAGACAGUGUCAAUACUGGACACACAGCUUCCCACAUCCCAUAAUAAGGGAGUACAACGCUUCAGAGCCAAACAGCAUCCUUAAAAACAACUUCUGUCGAAACCCCAACAACAGUCCGGAGGGACCCUGGUGCUUCACCACAGAUCCAACAGUCCAGAAAGAGACCUGCAGGGUACCCACAUGUGGUGAGGACUUUGUCCCAACCACGUUGGCCCCUGAAGAAGUCAAAACCGGUGACUGUUUACCCAAUAAUGGUCUGGACUAUGUCGGGGACCUGGCGGUCACCCUGGGAGGACACACCUGUCUUCAGUGGUCCUCUCCAGAGGCCAAGGCCCUCAGCAUUGACAAGGAGUUCAUCCCUGAGGUCAGUCUGCCCAGCAACAAGUGCCGCAACCCCGACAACGACCCCGAGGGCCCCUGGUGCUACGUGGAGGUUUCUGGGAACAUGACCAUCGACUACUGCGACCUGGAGUUGUGUGAGGAUUCACUGUUUGAUGACACUCUGAGCACAGAGACAGAGGGACAGGAGCGCUCCGUCCUGACUACGGCAAAAAAAACAUUUUUCCACCCUCGGACUUUUGGACAAGGAGAGGCCGUAUGUGGAGAGCGUCCUUUGUUUGAAAAGGUAAAUAAAAAGGACAACAAGGAGGCAGAGCUUCUGGAGUCAUACCGAGAGCAACGCAUCGUCGGGGGCGAUGACGCCGAGGUCGCCUCAGCACCAUGGCAGGUGAUGCUCUACAAGCGUUUCCCUCAGGAGCUGCUCUGUGGAGCCAGUCUGAUCAGUGACGAGUGGAUUCUUACCGCUGCUCACUGCAUCCUCUACCCGCCCUGGAACAAGAACUUCACCGCCACCGACAUACUGGUCCGACUGGGAAAACACAACCGGGCAAAAUUCGAGCGCGGCACCGAGAAGAUCGUGGCCAUCAGUGAGAUCAUCGUCCAUCCGAGAUACAACUGGCAGACCAACCUGAACCGGGACAUCGCCCUGCUGCAUCUGAGACGCCCCGUCAUCUUCACAGACCAGAUCCACCCGGUCUGCCUGCCCAGCAGGAAGAUCGCUAAGGCUCUGAUGACGGAGGGCUAUAAAGGACGGGUGUCUGGCUGGGGGAACCUGCAGGAGGCCUGGAGUCCCUCGGCCAGAAACUUACCCACAGUCCUCCAGCAGAUCCAGCUGCCAAUUGUAGAGCAGGACACCUGCCGCGCAUCCACGUCCGUCAAGAUUACAAACAACAUGUUUUGUGCUGGUUAUAAGCCGGAGGAGGCCCAGCGUGGAGACGCCUGUGAGGGGGACAGCGGUGGACCGUUUGUGAUGAAGUAUCCAGCAGAUAACCGCUGGUAUCAGAUGGGCAUCGUGUCGUGGGGCGAAGGCUGCGACAGAGACGGAAAGUACGGCUUCUACACUCACGUGUUCAGGAUGAGCAAGUGGAUGAGGAAAGUCAUCGAAAGGUCGGGCGACGACGAUGACGAGUAGACACGUUUGUUGCUGUGGAGCAUCAGAGUGCUAAUAAAGUUUGUCUGGUCUGAAUAAAGAUUGUGUGACUGAUAAA
This is a messenger RNA of Plectropomus leopardus (leopard coralgrouper), 2122 nucleotides long. RefSeq names its product coagulation factor II (thrombin) (gene f2). The record is from RefSeq and is a predicted model, not a curated record. Gene Ontology annotation, biological process: positive regulation of blood coagulation; platelet activation; blood coagulation. Gene Ontology annotation, molecular function: serine-type endopeptidase activity; calcium ion binding. Lineage: Eukaryota; Metazoa; Chordata; Actinopteri; Perciformes; Serranidae. Gene Ontology annotation, cellular component: extracellular region.